AAUUCUUAUUUUGAAAGCUUGUCUGAAUUUGAGAAAAGUCUUAUUAUUUAGGAAAAUACGGAACUUCUUGAAGAGUUUAAAGCCUUUUUUAAUAUAAAAAUUUGUUUUUUUAAUGGAUUUUUGAAAGCAAUAAAUUCCUCUUUUUAUAUUGAAGAAAGCAAACUUUAAAAUAUUAAAAAUAAUUAGAAUGUUCCGCUUUUUGCUUAUAUUUAAUAUUCUAAAAUUAGUAUUUUUAGGCUAAAUAUUUCUAAUAAUAAGUUUGGAAGUUAGGGUAUAUUGUAAAGUUCUUUUAAUAAAAUAACAAUAUAAAAUUCUUUGUUAGAAAAUAUGGAUUAGUUUUUGCAAGAAAGUUAAAGGGUAUUAUAAUAAAAUGUUAAUUUGGGCAAUUUAUUAUAAUUGUAAAUUUUUCCUUUUUUAUUUGAUGAUUCAGUUAUCUAUUUUAAUUAAGUUAAUAUAAAUAAUAUUUCUUGUAAUAAUUAGUGUACUGCCGGCAUUUUAAAUUUCAGAAAUUCAUUUUUUAAUAUACUUGAAAGCAAUUUUUCUUCAUUAAAAUCUUCAUAAGGAAGUGCUUUAAAUAUUAAAAACUACAAAGAAAAGUCCUCAAAUUUAAUUUAUAAUUCCAAAUUUAUUAAUAAUGAGUCAUUUUUAAAUGGUGGAAGUAUAUAUAUUCUCAAUUAAAGCCCUAAAUCUUAUAAAAUGUAAAUCUAAUAAUGUUAAAUAAGUAAAAAUAAAGCUUAAGCUGGAGGAGGUUUAUACAUAGGAACAGAUGCUGAAAAUUUCAAUCAAAAUCAACUAUUUAUAAUUGAAGAUACAAUAAUAAGUGAAAAUAUAGCUUAAAAAGGAGGUGGAAUAUUAUAUUAUAAUACCAUAAUAAACAUGAUAAAUACUUAAUUUGCAAAAAAUAAGUCUAUUAUUGGUUAGGAUUAAUUAUUAUUACCAAGUAUUUUAGUACUGGAAAACCUAAAAGAAAUAAAAUAAUAAUAAUUUUAAUUUGAACAAAUUAAUUAAAGUAAUACAUUUAUCUUAAAAAAUAUAAGAAGUGGAGAUAAAAUUCCAAUAUUUAUUUUCAGUUUAUAUGACUCUUUGGGUCAAAAGUACUUUUUGGAAACUUCGGAAGAACAAAAAAAUGAAAAAUUGGAAAUUUAAAUAAGUCCGAAAACCCAAAACAUUCAGAAAUAUUAUAUUAGAGGACCUACAUUAGCCUCAUACGAUGUAAAAACAGCAACUUUUUAAUUUUUAGAUAUGGAAUUAAUUGGAGAACCAGGAAAAAAAUGUAUAUUGUAAAUAAAAUCACUAUCAAAUCUUAUAAAAAUAACUGAUGUUUAAAAAAAUACAAUAUAAGAUUAUUCCUUUGAAAUAUAAGUGGAAAUUAAUCCUUGCAAAAUGGGUGAAUAUCCUAAAAUAUAUAAUUAAUUUACUGAAUGUAUAACUUGCCUUCAAGGGACUUUUUCCUACGACUUAAAAGAUUGCUAUUUGUGUCCUAAAGAAGCAAUUUGUGGAAAUUAAUAAAUUAUUAAAGUCCUACCAGGAUAUUGGAGGAAAGGAUUUACGAGCCAAAAUAUUUAUAGUUGUGAAGGACAAAAAGAAAAUUGUAUAGGAGGACUUUACGGAGAUUCUAAAGAAGAUAAUUUAUGUUAUGAAGGUCAUUUAGGACCUUUUUGUAUUGAAUGUGAUAUUUAAGGAAAUAUUUGGGGAGAAAGUUAUUCAAAAGAAGGAAAAUAUUCAUGCUCUAAAUGCUCUGAAAUGAAAUAUAAUUAUAUUAUUAUUAUUAUUUUGACAAUAUGGACUUUUAUUUCAAUGGUUGCGGCUGUAUUAAGUGAAUUUAAAGAUAUUUAGAAAUAAUAAAUUUUUAGAACUAUCAAAGUUUUAGAUGAUAAAAGAUUAUAUUUAAGAAAUAAUAUUAAUAAUAUGACUUCGGUUUAUGUCAAAAUAUUCACUAAUUAUUUUCAAAUAGUUUCAUGUAUUUCUAAAUUUGAUAUUGGUGUAUAAGCAGAUUUUCUACUUUAUUUAUCUUCAAUUGGAUAACCUAUAUAAUAAACAAUGAAUUCAUUCGAUUGUGCAAUAAAAGAUAUUCCAACAGAAAUACCUCUAAUCUAUUUAAGACUAAUAUUUUCAUUAAUUAUGCCUAUAUUUUAUGUUAUAUGUUUCAUAAUUUUCCUUUUUGUAAAAAAACAAUUUUAAAGUAAAGUAACAUUCCUUGGAAAAUAGUUUUAUCUUCAAUGA
Messenger RNA from Ichthyophthirius multifiliis, 2223 nucleotides. RefSeq lists its product as hypothetical. The record is from RefSeq and is a predicted model, not a curated record. NCBI's taxonomy places the organism in Eukaryota, Ciliophora, Oligohymenophorea, Hymenostomatida. The transcript has 5 exons. The annotation marks the transcript as partial.